Cotesia congregata is the source of this 1269-nucleotide messenger RNA. The record is from the annotation of a GenBank genome assembly. NCBI's taxonomy places the organism in Eukaryota, Metazoa, Arthropoda, Insecta, Hymenoptera, Braconidae.
AUGAAAAAACAACAAAAUAUUAAAAACGUCGGCUAAUUUUAGCCUAUCUGCCUAUCUUUAAUGUAAUUUUAAUUAUUUAUUAACAGUGUAAAAUUUAAUUUUUUAGAAGCGAUGCCGAAAAAAGAAGAAAACCCUUUUAGUUUCAAACACUUUCUAAAAAAAGACUCUAAUUACUCUCACGCUGGCGCAAGACCCAAAGUUUACUCCAGCCGAGUGAAUUCUCUGGCCACAAAUCCGGUGACAGCUGACAGCGUAGUGACCGAAACAGACGGAAUCUAUGCAAGAAACCCAACGGAACUUCCGGAUUUCGUCCAGGACCACCUGGUGAUCGAGCAGUGCUACCUGAACCACCAGGACGCGGCUUCAGGGACCCAGAUGAUCGCUGACAUCGACAACCUGCCGGACUUUGCGCUGAACAGCGUCGAGUCUCGGCCAUUGCGCCACCGGAAUGAGCAACAUUCGGUGAAGAAGCACGACACUGUUGGCGACCUGCCAUUCGACUUGACUACGGGGAACGACAAGAGGAACCUCGAUGGCUACCGCAAUCUGAACCACGGCUCUCCGGACAGAGAGACCAUCAGAGAGCCGAUGAACUUCCCUCUAGACCUGCCCUUCGCGGGACCUUCUUCAGACCAGGGUAAUUCUGUCCAAAUUAAUUCUAAUGAAAGUAUCCACUCUCUGGGUGGCGAUAAUGGGAUUCCCAAGUCGCUCCCGGAUUUUCUCAAUGAUGGACCCAUCAGGAAUAGAGUUCCUUUGCCGGAUAAUACUGGGAAUCAUAUUGAAUCUUCACACCCGCCUCUGCAAAUGGAGAUUGAGAUGCUGAGACAUAAUCUGGAGAUUGCUCGCAGGCAGAAUAGCGAGAAGAACAGGAGGAUCCAGAUGCUGGAGGCUGAACUUGCUUCUAGAAGAGCUGUGGAUUAUGAAGAGACAGCGCAUUUGGAGAAAGCUAUGGAGCAGGUUGAGGAUAAUCUGAAACGGAGCACGGCGGAAAUUUCGGUCCUGAGAAUAGAAAACAGAGAAUUAAAAAAUGUCAUGGGAGCUGGCUGUAGUUUCACCUCCAGAGAUGGUGACAAAAAAGUUCUAAAACUGGCUGGUGAUCUAAGAGAAGCUGCUUCAUCAGCUGAAUCUUAUCUCAGACAACUGAUGUCAGGAGUAGAUAAUUUAAAAAUAAUAGCUUCAACCCUGGAGAACUUGGACAGGAUAGAAGAUCGAACCAAAGACUUGCUGCCGGACUUUGACGAAGACAACGCCGCAGGACCGGCAUUAUAA